Messenger RNA from Culicoides brevitarsis, 3264 nucleotides. It is a transcript of the gene dgo, whose product is annotated as ankyrin repeat domain-containing protein 12. The transcript is spliced from 4 exons. The record is from RefSeq and is a predicted model, not a curated record. NCBI's taxonomy places the organism in Eukaryota, Metazoa, Arthropoda, Insecta, Diptera, Ceratopogonidae. Gene Ontology annotation, molecular function: protein binding. The coding region runs from base 1 to 3264 and encodes 1087 amino acids.
AUGCAGAAUGGUUCUCCAUUUAGAGAAGCGGUGCCGAGUACUUCUGGAUAUAACUUCGACAGAACUCCCUUGCAUGAAGCUGCUAUAGCAGGUGAUGAGGAGACGUUGCAGCUUUUAUUGAGGACCGGUGCCGAUAGAAAUGCCAAAGAUUCACAACACGGAAAUACCCCGUUACACGAAGCAGCUUGGCGUGGUUACAGCAGAUGCGUCAACUUACUAUGCGUCCUACCAAAACAAAAGGCUCAUAAAAUAUUGCUGGACCUCAAAGCACAAAAAGCCAUACAAGAAACAAAAGGCGUCUUACACAGUGCCCUUCUUUCGACACGAAACUACGGCGGAUUCUCAGCGUUGCAUUUGGCCGCCCAAAAUGGUCACAAUCAAAGUUGUCGGGAAAUUUUAUUAGCAGGAGCUGAUCCAAAUGUUCAAAAUAAUUAUGGUGACACCCCAUUACAUACCGCAUGCCGUUACGGUCAUGCCGGAGCAGUUCGCAUCCUGUUAUCGGCAAAAUGUGAUCCUCAGAGAGUCAAUCUCAACGGUGAUACUCCCUUGCAUAUUGCGUGUGCCAUGGGUCGUCGCAAACUCACCCGAAUUCUACUGGAAGGCGGCUGUGACAAGUCAAUCAUCAAUGCGCAGGGCGAAUCAGCACGGGACAUCGCCGUCCGGAAAAAGUUGAAAGAAUUGGUCAGCAUCAUCGAUAAAACAUCGAUAAAUUUGAGUCCGGAGAACAAAAAUCACUCACGAGAUAGAAGCUCUAGUAGUUCAAGAAACAUUAAAAGUAGUACAAAAAACGGUACAAAAGAUAAAAGUAAGAGAAAAAGUCACGAUCAAGUCGAUCAUCAUGGAAAAAAGCUGCCAGAUCCGCGCCAUUGGUCCCCUUACGGAUGUCAUUACUCCCCCGAUCCCAAAUGUUUUCCAUCGCCGAAGCUGGAAACGCUGCCAAAAGACCCUCUGAACAAAGGAGAACAGUAUUACCUCGAUUUAGCGGGCAACAUUCGAAAAGGUCCUGUCGGCGUUGGUACUUCUUGUUAUUGCGCGCCAUUUUUCCGCCAUCUUGAACAUCGCCUCAGCAAAAACAAGAACAACUUGAAGAAAUAUGUCAAGAAAGUCGACAAUAAAAUAGAUGCCUUGGCAAUUAAAACGGACGAUCAAAUCGGGGAACUCACAAAAUCCAUAAUUUCCGAUCGGAUUAGGUGCGAAGACAAGAAACUUUAUUUAAAAGAAUGGCUAAAACGCGGAAUUCUCCAUCGAGCGUCUCUGGCACCGGGAAAAGUGACUGCCAAAGAAUACGAAAGUGCAACCAACACCUUGACCCGGAGUAAAAGUCUCGAAGUGCUGGAUAACGAUGAGAUUUUGUUCAAAGGUGACAUUAAAACAUCAACGCCAGCUGGUCUCUCGCGUAGUGUCGAUCUCUUAAAUCAUCAUAGUGUGACGGUACAUCGCGAUGCCGAAUAUUCAGACAAUCCGGCAGACAGUUCUGUCAAUUCUAAUUGUAAAAAUCAUCCCGAAUCCGAUCGCGAAAGAAGUUCCUUGAUCAAUAGCUCGGACAAAGAUCGCACGGGAUCGUUUAAAAAGGAAAGUUCCACGGAAAAAAGUCUAAGUCAACCGAGUGAGGGAAAGAAAGUCGGCAAAUUUAGAAUAAGUAAGGAACCGAAGAGUUCGCGGUACAAAAUACGAGAAGCCAGAGCUGCUGUGGAUGAUUCUUUUGAACGUGAUUCGUUAUCAAAUGCAGAAUCCAACGACUUUGAUGAAGAUUAUCGAGCGUCAUUGGUCACGAAACGUCUGGAAAAGCUAUUGUACGAGACAAAAAGUAUGCUAGAAAAAGAAAAACUCUUUCAAAAACUACGAAAACAUGACGAAGCCCUUUUCAGUCCCGAUAAUUACCUCAUGAAAGCCGGAAGUGGUCGCAUGUUUAACCGAGAUCAACUAAUUGAGCACAUUGAAGCGACGCGACUUCGAGAUUUCGAUGAUCGAACAAGAAAUAUCGAAAAAGAGAUGGAAAUGAUCACACGAACGUUGGGCGGGCAAAGCAUCAUGAAAGAUCAUUCGUCUCCAAUUAAGAGCAGAUCACGUCGUGAAAGUGUCAUGAGUCCCGAGCCACUUGAAAAUGAUGUUCACGAGUAUAACACUUCGGAUGAAAAUGAAGAAUACGUCGAUGACAUUCCAGAUACCGAACAAAAUGACACGCGAUAUCUUACGUCAACGAAUUUUAACGAAUCCGGUAAUCAAAGUCAAAGCAGCGAUGACGAUGAGGAUGGAAUUGACUCGCAAGUUGCUGUAAAUGACUUGGAUCAACCGAUGUCGAAUGGAUUUUUCACAAAUUCCAACUUUAACGACUCCCAUAAUCGAUCGUCCAGCAGUGAGCAACAAAGUCCGGCGACAGUUCGUGAAACGCCAGAUAUUUGUCGCAACGUAAAUGGCAAACCGACAACCGAAUUGAGUGAUGCUUCGAACGUUAAAGAGCUCAACGAGUUAAAAAGUCGCAUUUUGACCGGUACAAAUUGGCGAAGUAAAGUUUUAAAAGUGAGUGCUGAUGAAGCGCGUGCCUCAAGUUCAUCGGGAAGUCCAGAAUUUGCCACAAAUGUCGAACAAAAUAACAUUUACGACGUAAGAAGUAGUGAAGUAGUAAAAACUUCGAAGACAAUUCGUGACCCCAUACAAGAAAUCGACUCAGACGUAGUUGACGCACCUGCUGUCGUUGUACAAGAACAACCACCUGCCUUACCGGCAAAGGGAAUAGUGAAAAGACUCAUAUCUAAAAUUCAAAAGUCAAGUUCUCCAGCAACGAAUUCAACGGAGACAUCAAACGUUAAUCCAAUUCCACGAACAAACGUGUCGGAAAUUCCUAAAGACGCAUAUUUUCACGAGCUGCCACCUAAAAAGCCCCUGCCGAUCGCCGUUGCUCGAAACCGGAAUCCGCUUCCCAUUGAUUUGAAUGAAAAUGACAUCUUGCAAGAGCAAAAUAAUCUUUAUGCGAGCCAUCAAGCCUUUUAUGCCAAUACUCCGUCGUCGUAUCAAACGCAACAUUAUGCAACGAAUCGAAAUGAACAAUUUCCGUCGCCAACGAAUGACUCGGGAUACAAUAGCACACGACUUUACGACAAUAGUGGCGCGUCCGAAAAGUACAGUAUUAUCCAUCAAAAUUCACAAUACGCAGGAUAUCAUCAAGCAAGUCAGGGUGAUGCAAAUAAUUCAACAACUCCUAAUGGCAACAAUAAUUUAAGCAGUAAAGAAUUUUAUUUACCUAACGGUUCUAGUUUAGUGUAA